Molecule: messenger RNA, 2631 nt
Organism: Acomys russatus (golden spiny mouse)
Lineage: Eukaryota; Metazoa; Chordata; Mammalia; Rodentia; Muridae
Gene: Nfia
Product: nuclear factor I A
Exons: 11
Coding region: 394-1923 (509 amino acids)
Biological process (GO): regulation of transcription by RNA polymerase II
Cellular component (GO): nucleus
Molecular function (GO): RNA polymerase II cis-regulatory region sequence-specific DNA binding; DNA-binding transcription factor activity, RNA polymerase II-specific
Source: RefSeq, a predicted model, not a curated record
GGCGCGCGGGCAGCUCGCGGGCACCCGGGCCGGGCCGGCGCGGGAGCGGGAAAGGGUGCGCUAUGCCUUUAACGCCCGCGUACAGUAGACAGUAUAGUGGAGUGUAGGGAAAAAAAGAAAAAAAAAAAAAACUCUAGGCGGGGUUAAAGUUCAGCGCGUGGAGCGGCAAAGAGCGCUGGCUGCUGCAGUUUGAGCCGAGUUGGAAAUGUGAACGCAAGAAGCAGGCUUGAUUUUUUUUUUUCCUCUCUCUUCCCCCCCCUUCUCCUAGCUCUCUCCUCCUCUCUUUCUCUCUCUCUCUCUCUCUCUUUCCCUCUCUCCCCCUCUCGCACCCACACUCACGCACACCUCCAGCCCGCACACAGGCGUGCACGCACCCCCCGCCGCCCGGCAGUUAUGUAUUCUCCGCUCUGUCUCACCCAGGAUGAGUUCCAUCCUUUCAUCGAAGCACUUCUGCCCCACGUCCGCGCCUUUGCCUACACAUGGUUCAACCUGCAGGCCCGAAAGCGAAAAUACUUCAAAAAGCACGAGAAGCGUAUGUCAAAAGAAGAGGAGAGGGCUGUGAAGGAUGAACUGCUGAGUGAGAAGCCGGAAGUCAAGCAGAAGUGGGCUUCCCGACUUCUGGCCAAGUUACGGAAGGACAUCCGACCCGAGUACCGAGAGGAUUUUGUUCUUACAGUUACGGGGAAAAAACCUCCAUGCUGUGUUCUUUCCAACCCAGACCAGAAGGGCAAGAUGCGGAGAAUUGACUGCCUCCGCCAGGCAGAUAAAGUAUGGAGGCUGGACCUGGUCAUGGUGAUCUUGUUCAAAGGUAUUCCGCUGGAAAGUACUGAUGGCGAGCGCCUUGUAAAGUCCCCGCAGUGCUCAAAUCCAGGGCUCUGUGUCCAGCCCCAUCACAUAGGGGUUUCUGUUAAGGAACUCGAUCUAUAUUUGGCAUACUUUGUGCACGCAGCAGACUCAAGUCAAUCUGAAAGUCCCAGCCAGCCAAGUGAUGCUGACAUUAAGGACCAGCCAGAAAAUGGACAUUUGGGCUUCCAGGACAGUUUUGUCACGUCAGGUGUUUUCAGUGUGACCGAGCUAGUAAGAGUGUCACAGACACCGAUAGCUGCAGGAACCGGCCCCAACUUUUCUCUCUCUGAUUUGGAAAGUUCUUCGUACUACAGCAUGAGUCCAGGGGCGAUGAGAAGGUCUCUACCCAGCACGUCCUCUACCAGCUCAACAAAGCGCCUCAAGUCUGUGGAGGAUGAAAUGGACAGUCCUGGUGAAGAGCCAUUUUACACAGGCCAAGGGCGCUCCCCAGGGAGUGGCAGCCAGUCCAGUGGAUGGCACGAAGUAGAACCAGGCAUGCCUUCUCCAACCACACUGAAGAAGUCUGAGAAGUCUGGUUUCAGCAGCCCCUCCCCCUCGCAGACCUCCUCCCUGGGAACAGCGUUCACACAGCAUCACCGACCUGUCAUUACAGGACCCAGAGCAAGUCCACAUGCGACGCCGUCGACCCUCCACUUUCCGACGUCACCCAUCAUCCAGCAGCCUGGGCCUUACUUCUCACACCCAGCCAUCCGCUACCACCCUCAGGAGACACUGAAAGAGUUUGUCCAACUUGUCUGCCCUGACGCUGGUCAGCAAGCAGGACAGGUGGGGUUCCUCAAUCCCAACGGAAGCAGUCAAGGCAAGGUGCACAACCCAUUCCUCCCCACCCCAAUGUUGCCACCGCCACCGCCACCACCGAUGGCCAGGCCUGUGCCUCUGCCCAUGCCGGACACCAAGCCUCCAACCACAUCCACAGAAGGAGGUGCAGCCUCCCCCACCUCACCGACCUACUCGACACCCAGCACCUCCCCCGCAAACCGAUUCGUCAGUGUUGGACCACGGGAUCCAAGCUUUGUAAAUAUCCCUCAACAGACACAGUCCUGGUACCUGGGAUAAAAGUUGCAGCAUCCCACCACCCACCGGACAGACCACCUGACCCCUUCUCAACUCUGUAACACGGACGCAACCUCAACCCAGAGCAGUUACAACUUCACUGUCGGUAGAAGAAGGGGAGACAACCUGACUCCGAUCAACUUGGACAUGGAAAACAGCAAGCAUCGUGGUCCAACAGCAAAGGCCAUAACUUUUCGGGAUUUUUUUUUUUAAAUAAUACUUUAAGGACUGUCGUAAUUUCUCAUACGGUGCUGGAAAUGGUUGGGCUGCGUGACGUUUGAAGUGUUUCCGGUGGUGGUGUGAGCAUUAGGCGAAGUGGCUGGCAGAGGAUGAGCCUUGCUCACUAACUUCCUGUUGUAACACACUUGCCUCGCGAGCCUGGCCUUUUCACAGUAUUUCAUGGAUUUGCCCACCACAGGUGUGAAUCUCCCCGAGCAUCUGGAGGCACCUGGAGAACAGAAUUUUUUGUAGUAGCUGAGAUCUGAGAUCUGUAACUUACAGGACACUCAAAGGGCAAUUUUUUUUUUCUGUAACAUAUUAGAAAAAGAAAAUGCAGUUACAUUGAUCUUUCUUUUCGUUUGCUUUGGUUCAGAAGUCAGUAGUUACAUACAUAACACAGCCCGCGAGGACAGCGAACCCACUCGUGUCGCAGAACAAUUCUAAAAAGACAGCAAAGACUACUACUAUCAGUUUGGUUGUUUUUGUUUUUGU